UCUCUUAUCUUUAAAGCAUGAAUGUAAGGAGUUGGUAAAUACAUAAUAAUGCGAUGAAAAUAAAAUACCAUUAAUGCUAUUCAGAAAAUCUGGUGAAUUACCAAUUUUCUCACGAUAAUAAUAUGAUUAAAAUAUACAAUUCUGACAAUCUCUGCUUAUUUUUUUUAAACAUAUUACACCAUACGAUCUAAAUGUGCGUCUAAUGUGUAAGUAUAUAUAAGCACAUUGUUUUUGUAAUCAGCUGACACCAGUGCGAUGUCUGUAAGAAUAAGUUUUGCGCGUCAAGAUACUAAUAUCAUAUUAAAAAUAUAUGAUUUAAUGUUUUAACAUUAAUAUAAAUACACGUAUAGACUUGUUAAGUUGUAAUAAUGGGUGUUUAUGGUCUUUGGCGUUUACUUGAUGCAACAGGAAAACAAGUACCCCUGGAAACAUUAGAAGGAAAGAUCUUAGCUAUUGAUAUAUCAAUCUGGAUACAUCAAGUGCUACAAGGGUAUCAGGACCGCUUUGGUAAUCCUAAACCUAAUGCUCAUCUUAUUGGCUUAUUUCAUAGAAUAUGCAAACUAUUGUAUUAUAAAAUUAAACCAGUUUUCGUUUUUGAUGGAGGUGUGCCAAUGCUUAAGAAGAACACAAUUGCUUUGCGCAGGAAACAGAAAUCUAUGGCCAAGAAUAAAGCCCAACAGAUGAGGACAGAAUUAAUAAAUAAUUUGAUAAAGCACUCUACAAUAAAGGCAGUUCUUAAUACAGAGAAACAAGUUACUACGAAUGGCUCUUCUGAAGUAGUUAUAAAUUUGCAAAAUAAGCAAACUGUGAAUGAUAUGUACAAAUUGCCAAAUAUGCCAAGCACUAGUAAAGCAGAAUCAAGUCAUAGUGAUGAUUGUAAUUCUGAUUCAUCUGAUGAACCAAGUCCAAAAAAGCAAACAAAAUGGAGUGGCAAUAUUCAUAGCGUAGAUGUAACUAGCGCCGAAUUUAAAACUUUACCAGCUGAUGUGCGUUAUGAAAUUCUAACAGAUCUCAAAGAAACAAGAAAACAAAGUUCAUGGGGCCGUUUGCAUGAAAUGCCUGAAGAAUCAAAUGAAUUUUCUGGUUUCCAAAUGAAACGUUUAUUAAAACGUCGAUUAGUACAACAAAGUUUAGAAUCUGCAGAGAAAGAAAUGGGUGGAAAAACGCUUACGUUGGACGAGCUAGAUAAAUUAUUAAAAGAACAAGGAAUACCGACGAACGUUCAAAAUUAUACUUAUCGUAUCGCUGCGGACAAUACAACUAGAUUAAUAUAUAUUAGUGAUAAAAAUGCGUAUCUAAAAGACAACGAUGAUGUUAAUUCAGAUAGCGAGAGCAUACAGCACGAAAAUAGAAUGGAUGAAGCCACUGCUGGACCCAGUAAAGAUACAAAAAUCUGUGAUGAUAUAAAUGAAUAUGAACUUGAUGAUGAUUGUGACAGUGACACUGAUAUAACAGAUAUGAAUAAUUUUAAAUUUAGGUGGGAAACAGAUAGCGAUAUAGAAUCGGAAGUAGAAUCCAAUGAGUCGCGAGUAUUACCAAAAGAAUAUUUCAAACAAAACAUUACGAAUCCUGCAUUAACGUAUAUGUUAGAAUAUAGUGGAUUAACGGAAAAACAGAUCCUUACCCUUCUUGAGCAAAAUAACAGAGAAACUUACAGAGAUGUCGAAAAUAUGUCAAGAAUAUCACAACAAAUCGAUUCAUUUAAAACAAUACAGCCUUGUGAAAGUAAAAAUAAUUCAUUAAAUACGAAGCAUUCUUCAAUAUCUGAGGACGGCAAAGAAGAUACGAAACAUAAUUACACAAAUACUAUAAAAUCAAUCGAUGUAUCGAAGCCGGAAUUAGCUGAAUCAAAUACUGAGACAAACAUUAAUAUCUCUCCUACUAGAAUGGCAAACAUUUCAGAUAAAGCGCAAGUUGAAUCAGAAAAUGUAGUAACAGUUAAUUCAAUAGACUCAAUGUCAGACUCGGACGAUUUCAUAGAAAUAGAAGAUAUACCGAUACCAGAUAUAGGUACUACUACUAAUAAAUAUAUUCCACAAGAUAUCCAAAUAACAUUUAGAUCUGAUGAAAAAGUAGUGGAUGAUAUGUUUGCCGACGUAUUUGAAACACACAAUAGCGAGAUCAAUACAGAUAUACAUCCUACACAAUCGGCGGAAAUAUUUCAUUAUGAUCAAGAAAUAUCAAGAAACGAACGCACUCUCAAAGAAACAGUAGAUUCAAAAAAAGAUCAAAUUAAAGAUAAACAACUGCUUAAUUUGAAAGAAAUUGAUAAUCUUAAUGCGCAGACCACUAUCGAUAUCGACCCGAAUACUUUAAACACAAAUGUACCAUUAGAAGAAAAUCAAAUGAAAGGUAGCAUCGAAAAUUUAACCAAUUCUAUAAAGGAUAAUGUAGAAGCUGCAAAUAUCAAAGACAAUACAAAUGUUAACAUGCUGACUGACUAUACAAAAAGAAUAAGCCCUAUACCUAUGAACGAAGAGGAAUUGUUAUCGUUACAAACACAAUUAGAGGACAAACAAACAGAACUAAUGGCAAAUAUUGGUAAAUUAGAAAGACAAGGUAUCGAUAUUUCUGACCAAAUACAAAUCGAAGCACAGGAACUAUUACGAUUAUUCGGAAUACCAUAUAUUAUAGCACCUAUGGAAGCAGAGGCGCAAUGCGCAUACUUGGAACAAAUUCAUCUCAUCGAUGGUACGAUUACAGAUGAUUCAGAUAUUUGGUUAUUUGGUGGACAAUGCGUCUACAAAAAUUUUUUUGAUAAUAAUAAAAAGGUUCUUGAAUUUCGAUCCUGUGAUAUACAACACUAUUUCAGUAAGCCUAUUGUACUUUCAAUACAAAAAGAAACGCAUCCGUGUACAAAUUAUAAAAUAUUUAUCUCCUUCUUAGAAUUAACGCGAAACGAAAUGAUACGGCUUGCUCUCUUGGUUGGUAGCGAUUAUACAACAGGUUUAACUGGUAUUGGACCUGUUACUGCGUUAGAAAUAUUAGCAGCAUUCCCUUCAGAAGGCGACGAUUUAUUGCAAGGUUUAAUAAACUUUUCUUCUUGGAUCGAAAAUGGUAAAACCGCUGGUCCUGGAAAAGCGAAUUUGCGAACCAAAUUACAGAAUUUACAAAUUCAAAAAGGUUUCCCGAGUCAAGCUGUUGUACAAGCGUAUCUUUCGCCUAAAGUGGAUGAAUCAAAAGAGACUUUCACGUGGGGUAAACCUAAUAUUAUACUUCUAGCCGAUUACGUAAAACAAAAAUUUGGUUGGGAUAAAAAUAAGUAUGAUAAAAUUAUCGAACCGGUAUUGAAGAGAUUGCAAGAAAAACAAAGUCAACAGAAAAUAAAUGCGUAUUUUAAAUUACAAACUAUUCCGAAAUCAAUUGAAAUGAAUUUAAGUAAACGAGUUCAGAAGGCAGUGCAAAAAUUAAGCAAUGAAAAUAAGGAAGAUUCCAUAAGUGUAGAAAGCACGCAACAAUCAAUAAAGAAAAAGAGAUCUUUGGUUGAAAAUCGAAAAAAAAGAGAAGAGUUGAAAAAUGAACGAGCUUUGGUUGAUAAUACUAAACCUAAAGUUUUUACCGUUUCUGCUUGUAACGAGAAAAAUGUUGAUGAAUACAUACCACAAAGAGAAAGUGAUAAAGCAAAUGCCUUAAAAAAAAAAUUACACGCGAUCGAAGUAAUUCGAAAGUCGAAACAAGGAUUAUACAAGACGAAAAAGAUAAGACGUUGUGUAAGAAAAGUAAAGGAAAAAGCUGAACUCUCAGAAAGUGAUAGUGGUAGUUCGUAGUAUUAUUUAAUAUAAAUUAAUGUAACUAAUGUAAAUUAAUGAACGAUACAUGUACAUUUUUUAAAAUAAAUUAUUAUUUUAUACG
Bombus impatiens (common eastern bumble bee) is the source of this 3852-nucleotide messenger RNA. RefSeq names its product DNA repair protein complementing XP-G cells (gene mus201). The transcript has 9 exons. Gene Ontology annotation, molecular function: single-stranded DNA binding; DNA endonuclease activity. Gene Ontology annotation, biological process: nucleotide-excision repair. NCBI's taxonomy places the organism in Eukaryota, Metazoa, Arthropoda, Insecta, Hymenoptera, Apidae. Bases 369 to 3767 code for a protein of 1132 amino acids. The record is from RefSeq and is a predicted model, not a curated record. Gene Ontology annotation, cellular component: nucleus.